AUGUCUCUCCUCGCCAUGUCGGCACCGGCUCUCCCGCACACCUCCUUUCGCCGGGGACUGCCGUGGGACUCGGAUACGCGGGCAGCCGCUUCUGAUUUCACCCUCUCGCGCUCGCGGGUCGACCUGGAGCAGAUCGCCCUGCCGUCCAUCCGCCAGGCCAUCCCUGAGCUGCAGCUGCGCGUCGCCGACAACCAGCCGUCCGUCUCCGUGGCAAGACCAACAUUGGCUCCGUCAGGGCCGCCGUCCCUGCCGUCUAUGCCGUCUCCCAACGCCAACACGUCCGAGUAUGUCCACUCGCCCUCUAGCUCCUACAAGCGACAACGCGUCUCGGUCCACGACGACCGGUCCGAGAGGUUCAGCCAGGUGCCUCGCCUGUGCGCAGUGCCUCCCCAUCUGGAACGCCCGGGUCCUCUACAGCGAGCAGCGCCAGCAGGCGCUUCGCCCACCCUGGGGCCUCUCCGCUCAGCUACCUCGGCCUCAGCUUCGCCUCCGAUCUCGUCUGCUUCUUCGGCCACGACCGGCAACACGGUCGAUGGGUGGCGCGGCAGUGACUCCCGCUAUUUGUCGUAUGGUCAUCGCGAGCCGGAGAGGACGUCAGAUCGUCUCCUGGAGACGGCACCUGGUGGCGGCAGCAGCAGCAGCAGCAGUAGCAGCAACGGCUCCUCCAGCAUACGCGGUCUUCCUGGCCUUCCACAGCUUCGUUUCGACCGGGAUCCAGCCCCGAUCUCCCAGUUGCGCACGUCUUAUCCCGGCGACAGCUACGCUUCGGCUCCCACGGCCAGCAAUGACGGCUACCGAUACCAGCAGCACGGCCAGAGCCCAACUGGUCCAUCUAGCAGCGGCGGCCAUGGCAUCCCCUACGGUCCCCCGAGCUACCAGCACCAUCCGUCGCGGAUGCAGUCUCUCUCUCUCGGAUCCAUCCGUGGUUUCGACCGAGCAGCGUUUCCCUCGUCCAGCAGCGGCGGCAACACCGGCAACACCGUCAACAGUAGCGGCAACAGCAUGCGGUAUGGCGGCCAUCAUAAUGCAACUUCGCCGACGGGCUACCAUCAUGAGUACGUCCCCGUGGGCGAGUGGACCAGCAGCGGAAAUGGAGGCUUGACCAGUGGUGUCAGUGGUGGUGCAACCAUCAACGGUGCCGGCGACACGAAGCAGCGCAAGAGACGCGGCAACCUGCCCAAGGAGACGACCGAUAAGUUGCGGGCGUGGUUCGUUGCCCACCUGAACCACCCGUAUCCGUCCGAGGACGAGAAGCAGGAGUUGAUGCGGCAGACGGGACUCCAGAUGAACCAAAUAUCAAAUUGGUUUAUCAAUGCUCGGCGUCGUCAGCUUCCGGCCAUGAUCAACAAUGCCCGUGUCGAAUCGGACGCGAUGCUGUCCAGCCGUGGAAGCAGUGGCAGCCGAAGCGGCGGUGUGACUGAGAUUAGCCCACGGAGCUAUUCCGGUGGCAGCAGUCUGCAUCACGGCGGCAGCAAGGUGCUGCCCUCGACAGAACAUAUGCUGUUGUCACCAGAGCGCUCGCUGGCCCCACGGACAUCGGCCCUCUACGGAGCUGUAGCAGCCGAGCACCAGGUCAGCAAGCAUGACAGCCCCAUGAGCGAAGACGACUACGACGACCUGUCACGGCACCGCAGCCACAUAAAACGGGGCAGCGUCUGA
This is a messenger RNA of Grosmannia clavigera kw1407, 1659 nucleotides long. Its product is annotated as homeobox transcription factor. The transcript is spliced from 2 exons. NCBI's taxonomy places the organism in Eukaryota, Fungi, Ascomycota, Sordariomycetes, Ophiostomatales, Ophiostomataceae. The record is from RefSeq and is a predicted model, not a curated record. Gene Ontology annotation, molecular function: DNA binding. Gene Ontology annotation, biological process: regulation of DNA-templated transcription. The coding region runs from base 1 to 1659 and encodes 552 amino acids.